AUGGAGUCCAACAACUCUGUCCUCGCCGACCCGUCCACGUACCCGGCCGACCUGGCCGGCUUGUGUCCCAAGCUCCCCGUCCGCGUGAGCCGCAACCCGGAACUCGCCGACCGGGGCGCCCUCCGCGCCCAAAGCGACUGGAAGAGCCUCUUUGGCUCCCUUCCCCGGGGCUUCGCCGGCACCAUGGGCCCAGAGCACAACCUCAUCGCCACUUGCCUGCCCGAGGCCCUCCCGGACCGUAUCGAGCUCGUCACCUACGCCUGCGAAAUCGCGCUGCUAGCCUACGACGCCAUCGAGGGCGCCGAGGACCCUAUGGCCGCUGCUGCGCCGUUCGUGGCGGACCUCCUUCAAGCAAGCCAGUUCUCCACGGAGCAUCCCGGCGAGGUUGAGCCCCAUCACUCCCCGGCGGGUGGGCUCCUUGCGCAGGUUUGCAGAGCCAUCGUCACAAUCGAUCCGAGGGCGGGCAGAGAUGCGUUGCGCUGGGUGGCAAAGUGGACGGCUACCUUUAUGACCCUCCCGAAACACCGUGAGUUCCGCGACUUGGAGCACUAUCUCGAACACAGGCGUGUCGACGUCAGUUCCGACGCUUUCUUGGGCAUGGCCGUGUUGAGCAUGGGCCUGAACAUCCCCGAAGAACAACAGCAGGCAUGUCUCGAGCUUUCUGAGCCCUUAUGGCGCCAGCUCUCGCUUGCCAAGGACUAUGUUUCGUGGGAGCGAGAGUUCAUGGCGGCAAGUGCUCACGACGACAUGGUUGUGAACAAUGCCGUCUGGGUCCUGAUGAAGCAACACGCCAUGACCUGUGAGGAAGCACAGGCCGUGUGCCGCGAGCGUGCUAACCGGUACGCUGCAGAAUACCUGCAGGUUCUCGAGACGGUGGAUGCCAGGGACGAUCUCUGUGCGGACGCCAAAUCCCUGCUCCACACGUUGCAGCUCGCGAUGAGCGGGAACGUCGUCUGGUGUCUCCAGUCUCCCCGGUAUAACCCCGCCCGGUGGCUGAGCACGGCGCAACUUGAGAUAGCCAAAGCCGUUGGAGCGGAAGAGGCGCAUUCAUGGAGUCGUGCGAACCCACUGGCCGUGAACGGGGACAUCAAGAAUGCGAACGGUAGGGCACACGGACUUUCCGUCAAUGGCGUCAGCCAUCGCGCCGUCCCAGUCGCAGUCGCAGUAGUGCGAGACGUCCCGGCUCUGAGCACCGAGGUUCUCGAGGCACCCUCGCGCUACGUCGACACGAUGCCCUCCAAGGGCUUCCGGGACAGGCUUAUCGACGCCUUGAACCUCUCGUUCAGAGUGCCGCCUGAGGAGGUAGCCACGAUCAAGAAGCUUGUGAACCUUCUGCACGGCGCCUCCCUGAUGCUCGACGACAUCCAAGACGGUUCUGCCUUCCGCCGCGGGAGGCCCGCCACGCACCUCGUCUUUGGCCAGGGGCUGACCAUCAACUCUGCCGCGCACUGCUUUCUCGACGCACUGCGCGAGGGCGUCCGAGAGUUGUACAUCGCGCAGAGCCACGACUUGACGUGGACAGCGAAUCUCCGCUGCCCCACGGAAGACGAAUACUUGGCCAUGGUCGACGGCAAAACUGGUGGACUCUUCCAGAUGUCUGCUAAGCUGCUGGACGCCAAAUCGGUCUCGCCCGAGAGACCCGACUUGACACUUCUCACGCGCCUCAUGAGACUUUUCGACCGGCUCAUCCAGAUCCGAGAAGAUUACAUGAAUCUUACCUCGACAGAGAAGGGUUUCAGCGAAGACCUCGAUGAGAGAAUAUACUCGCUGCCACUGAUCCAUGCGCUGGGGCGUUGCCAGGACGACCGUGCCCCUGAGAUUUGUGGUGCUCACGACGCGACGCUCCUCCGCAGCAUGCUGUCGCAACGGCGCGCCGUCGGCGAGAUGACGCUGGAGCAGAAGAAAGUGUUGCUGCAGCACCUGAAGGACCGGGGCAGCCUUGAGUACACCCGCGACGCGAUGGCCGUCUUGAUGGCGGAGAUUAGGAGCUUGUCGUCACAGAUGGGCUUGCUGGAGAAUGCGAAGUGGACGGCGCUGUUGGAGGCUGUGGCGGUCUGA
Thermothielavioides terrestris NRRL 8126 is the source of this 2058-nucleotide messenger RNA. RefSeq lists its product as uncharacterized. The coding region runs from base 1 to 2058 and encodes 685 amino acids. The transcript is spliced from 6 exons. Lineage: Eukaryota; Fungi; Ascomycota; Sordariomycetes; Sordariales; Chaetomiaceae. The record is from RefSeq and is a predicted model, not a curated record. Gene Ontology annotation, biological process: isoprenoid biosynthetic process. Gene Ontology annotation, molecular function: prenyltransferase activity.